Messenger RNA from Schistosoma spindalis, 234 nucleotides. The record is from the annotation of a GenBank genome assembly. Lineage: Eukaryota; Metazoa; Platyhelminthes; Trematoda; Strigeidida; Schistosomatidae.
AUGCAAUAUACUACUCCAAUGUGUAUUUCAGUACCUAAAAUGAAAAGUUAUCAAACACGGUGUGAUAUGACUGAAAUUGAACGGUCUUAUGUUGGCAUACGCGCAUUUUGUGAAGAUUGCCUCGAUAUUGCUUUAAGUCAUAAACAUUUUUUAAGCAAAGAUGGGACUGUGAUAUAUAUAUAUAUUCAUCAUUUCUAUAAUUUAUCAAAUACAUUGAAGAGAAAUGUUUCCUGA